AAAAGCAUAUUCUAUGCUUCAAAUGUCAAAUAAUGAAUGUAAUGCCCGAGAUAAUUGAAGUGCAAUAGUUGAAAUUAUAUAUGAUUUUGAAAAUGUUUAUUGAUUAAAGUAGAUUAUUAUUUAGCUUAAGACUAUUUUCGUGUAUAUUUUGUGAGCAAAAGCAGUGAGAGUAUUUAAAAAUGUCAGACGAAAUAAUUAUGUCUAUGAACAAUCAGGCAAUUAAAAUUGAACCACCAGAAUACUCAGUAGAAGAAAUUAAAUAUGAAAUUGAGGAUGAUUUUGAUAAUGCUGAUGCUAUUGUUAAAUCUGAAUCUAAGAAUGAUGAAACAUGUUUAGAAAGAUUCAUGAAUUCCGAAGUGACCAAAGAAGAAGAAGUCAAACAGGAAUUAAUCGAGACAUCAGCUUAUGAAUGUGACAUUUGUUAUCAAUCAUUUGCAGAAUCACAUCAUUUAAAAGAGCAUAUGGUCGAUCACUUGCCUAGUAAUAGAACAGAAACCCCUUUCAAAUGUGAAAUCUGUAAUAAGACUUUCAAACUAAAAAAAGGGUUGAAAAUACACAUGAAUACGCAUUCUGCAGAACGUUCUUUUUAUUGUAAAUUUUGCAAUGAGUCAUUCAAAGAAUCGGUUGCUUUGAAAAAACACUAUUUGGUUCACAGCGGUGAACGGGCCUAUGAAUGCAAUAUAUGCAAUAAGAAAUUUAUAGAAACGGGUACUUUGAAACGUCACAUGCUGAUUCACAGUGAAGUGCGUCCCCAUCAAUGCAGUAUAUGCGAUAAAAAAUUUACAGAAUUAGGUAGUCUUAAACGUCACAUGCUGAUUCACAGUGGAGCACGCCCUCAUCAAUGCAGUAUAUGCAAUAAGACAUUUACACAAAUAAGUCAUCUGCAAAGUCACAUGCUCUUUCACAGUGGUGAGCAACCCCAUCAAUGCAGUAUAUGUAAUAAGACAUUUACACAAAUAAGUCAUCUGCAAAGUCACAUGCUUGAUCACAGAGGUGAGCGUACCCAUGAAUGCAAUAUAUGCAAUAAGACAUUCACAGAAUUAAGUAAUCUGAAACGUCACAUGCUCAUUCACAAUGGAGUACGUCGUCAUGAAUGCACUAUAUGCAAUAAGACAUUUACACAAAUAAGUCAUCUGAAAAGUCAUAUGCUCUUUCACAGUGGUGAGCGAACCUAUGAAUGCAGUAUAUGCGAUAAGAAAUUCACACACUUAGGUAAUCUGAAACGUCACAUGCUCAUUCACAAAGGAGAACGUCGCCAUGAAUGCAGUAUAUGCAAUAAGAAGUUUACAGAAUCACGUAGUGUGAAACGUCACAUGCUGAUUCACAAUAGAGUACGUCCUCUUGACUGCAACAUUUGUGAUCAGACAUUCACACAAUUAGUUGAUCUGGAAAGACACAUGCUGAUUCACAGUGGUGAGCGUAGUCAUGAAUGCAAUAUAUGCAAUAAGAAAUUCACACAAUUAGGUAAUCUGAAAAAUCACAUGCUCAUUCACAAUGGAGUACGUCCCUAUGAAUGCAGUAUAUGCAGUAAGAAGUUUACAGAAAAAGGUAGUCUGAAAUGUCACAUGCUGAUUCACAGUGGUGAACGCCCUCAUCAAUGCAGUAUAUGCAAUAAGACAUUCACAAUGUUAGGUAAUAUGAAAAGACACAUGGCACUUCAUAGUCGGAAGCUAGAUGAAAAGGAAUGAAAAAUUAUCCUAUUUGUUAAAUGGAAUUCAAAUAUGUGGAACAUGAGGGUUAUUUAAAAAGUAACUUUCUCAAUUUGCUUUUGAGUGCACAACAUGGUUUAUUAAUAUAUUAUCAUACAUCAUUUGAAAGUUCAAUUUUUAUUCUAUUUUUCAACAUAAUCGCUUUCUCUGUCAAUACAUUUUUUGAUUCUCUUAAUCCAGUUUUGUUAGCUCGCCGCGAAGGGUUCACCUUUUUCCAAACUUAAAGAAACGCUUUCAAGCGACUGACAGUGAAGCCCGUUACGUCGAGCUACCAAAACUGGAUUAGGAUGAUCAUAAAACAGAGAAAGUAGUUAUGUUGAAGAAUAGCAAAAAAGUCGCCA
Ctenocephalides felis (cat flea) is the source of this 2050-nucleotide messenger RNA. Its product is annotated as gastrula zinc finger protein XlCGF57.1-like. The coding region runs from base 180 to 1688 and encodes 502 amino acids. NCBI's taxonomy places the organism in Eukaryota, Metazoa, Arthropoda, Insecta, Siphonaptera, Pulicidae. The transcript has a single exon. Gene Ontology annotation, cellular component: nucleus. The record is from RefSeq and is a predicted model, not a curated record.